CACAAGUCUCAACAACACAGACUACUAGGCCACUUACGUCAUCUCCGACAACACAAAUAUCACCGUCAAUGCCAACUGAUAUCAUCAAGCGAUGGCUUGACAAAUCUUUACUKAAAAUCAACCUCAAKGACAUUCUAAGGUAUAAUGACGACAUUGCURAUUUCUCCUGUGGGAUCGAUCGUUGUGGUAAGGAAGAAAGACGAUUGUCGACGUUUGACAAUGGACCAAAAUGCUUUUGUGAUAAAUACUGUGAGUCAUUUGGAGACUGUUGUUAUGAUUACAAACAGAGUUGCAAAAAUAWAAGUGCAUCAGAAUCUGAGGAACACGAACCAUCGUCUUGCAAGUACCAAAUACCUGCAACAUUCUAUGGCGUGACAGUCAUCAACACCUGUUCGUCACGCAAUUCCCCAAAGGCGGGGCCCAAUGGAUGUAACGCAAACGAACAAGAUGUUCUGUCUCUACUACCUGUGUUGGAUUUAAGCUCCAAUAAAACUUAUGGUAACGUCUUUUGUGCGUCAUGCRAUGACAAGAAGAACGUCACGCUAUGGACUGUACAAGCUUCUUGUAAACAGACAUUUASUGGAAACUAUUCUGAACCACAGMAGAAAAAACUGAUGGAUUUUGUUGCUCAUAAUUGUCAUCUUAGAUUUUACCCUCCAAAACGUUUCAACUUUCACCACCGCCUUUGCAUCCCAAGAUUACACGAUAAGCAUUACAAGUCAAUAAAUAAUUCACUUGACGAGGAGCAGCUUAGGAAAUUAUGCUUGUCAUACGCGUUCCCUAUGUGUGCAAUCACUCCUAACUUAACYCUUCGUUGGUUUAGAAAYCCKCAUUGCAUGCUUUAUCAAGGAAUGCGUCAUUUURAGGACGCRUACACCGAGUGGCCUUCCCACAUUAAACCAGAAAAAUUACCGCCACUGACGAUCUUCUUUGAUUUUCAAGAAACAAAGACCUACUCCAUUAGCAGUAAGCUUUCUAAUGAGAGUAAUCCCAAACAGCUAAUAACAAGACACAUCACUUGCCCAGAAGGUCAAGGUUAUGAUGUGUUUUCUGGGCGUUGCAGAGAAUUUUACAUAAUUGAAACGUACCAUACAGAGACCAAUCCUGACAAUGCAACAAAUUGUACCUAUAUUAAGCUUAAGGAGGACGAAUAUCRUCUGUUUGAUAAUAACACCUUGCUCUAUGCCAGCAAAUUCGUGCCGAAGAAAAACUACUACAAAAUCAACAACACUUUGUACGUGUGCGUAAACUUAACAAAGAACUUCACUAUAUUGGAGUCAAAGCACAAGCCCCRCUCCGUGUUUAACGAUGUGCUAGUUGGAYUGACGGUUACUGGAUAUAUACUUUCAAUWAUUGGUUUAAUCCUACUGGUUAUGACCUACGUUCUCUUGCCUGACCUCAGAAACCUCCCUGGGAAAAUCAUUCUUAGUUUAGCGAUGACCAUGUUGGCCUACAUCAUGCUUUAUUUCUUCAUCAAUCGAUCAGACCAUCGMUUUGUCUGCCACGUGGUUGGAAUUGGUUUACACUUCUGUCUACUGUCCAUGUUUGCUUGGAUGAACGUGAUGGCCUUUGAUAUUCAUUAUACUUUCACAAGAAAAGGUCAGAGUAGUGAUCGAAGAACAGGGAGUGGUUUCAUCACAGGUGUUUAUCUGAGAUAUGCACUGUACGCUUGGUUUGUGCCUUUGUGCAUAACUGCCGUGUCYGUUACUCUGGAGAUUACUCACACUUUCUUGAUUGGAUACGCAUCUGGACCUUACUGUUUUAUCAACAACGUUUACGCCAAAGUCUACCUACUGGUUAUCCCUGUGGGACUCAUCCUACUGUACAACACUUUGGCCUUGUGUCAUACGCUGAUUGAUAUUAGGAAAGUACAAAAGCAAGCCAUGAAAGCGACCAAUCAAAAACACAACGURGAUCUACCGCUCGUCUGCGUCAAGAUGACGUCUGUCAUGGGUGUCACGUGGAUUCUGGGUUUCGUUGUUAACUUCAAAGCCUUAGCAUUUCURCAAUAUCUACAUGUCAUCCUAAACAGCUUACAAGGGUUGUUAAUAUUCAUCUCCUACGUGCUCAACAAAAGAGUUUUUAAAAUGUACCGUUCCUAYUUCAACACGAUGAGAGGAAAGCGCCUUUCAGUGACGAGCAAGAAAAGUACAAACGUCAGUCCUUCAACCUGAUCCUCCACGAUUCACGUCUGGACAGUGAAUGCAUACAUGUAUGGAACUYAACUUUGCUCAAGUGAAAUAAGGGUGUCGGUAUUCAAGUUUCACAUACUAUAUCCAAUCGGUCUACGAACCAUAGUUAAUAGUCUAUUAACUAUGUACGAACCAAUGGACUUUAUCACUGCAUAAAAUAGAAAUCUCCAAACUUGAAAUAUCUUUAAUUGGCUGAUUGCUGUUUGYUAUAAUGACAUUCUAAUCUGAUGUGGAGUCAACAUAUCCUUUCCGCUAGGAUGGAUUAGAAUAGAUCAUAUAUUGCGGCGGAAAAGCGCGCGUCCAGUGACAGUGGAUAUGCGUUUAUCGUUUAAGUCAGAACCUCACAGAUAAUUACUUAUAUCCCUUAUGAUAAAAUACAACUUGAWUCACAUGCAUUUGUAUAAAAACAUUUUCAUUACUCGAAAUUUAAGCCGCCAGAUCAUAGCAGCGGACGAGGUUUUGUUGUCCAUGUAUACUUCUAGUUUUAUUAUAUAGCACUUGCUUUCGAGUAAAACUUGCAUGGGUUUCUUCGCCGCCAUUUUGUACUCGUGGAAAUGAGGUGAUACCUCCAAAUAGUGUAAUGGAGCCAAUGUUUCAGCAAAAAAAUAUACGGCGUAACUAAUCAAUGAAAAACUAUGUAUAUAAUCUACAUCCACAAGUCGUCUUUCUAUAAGCAGGGGAAAACUUUUGGUCAUUCAAUUACCAUACGCAAAUUUAGAAACUUUGCAGGGGMAACAAAAAUGAUAAAUCACAUGCAAUCGGAUACAAUCAAUUGUAAAUAGAGUAGGGUCCUAUAGCAACAGAUAAUAAUGUAAAAUAAAGAUAUAUAUAGUGAAAAUCAAAA
Messenger RNA from Exaiptasia diaphana, 3036 nucleotides. RefSeq names its product adhesion G-protein coupled receptor D1. Gene Ontology annotation, cellular component: membrane. NCBI's taxonomy places the organism in Eukaryota, Metazoa, Cnidaria, Anthozoa, Actiniaria, Aiptasiidae. Gene Ontology annotation, molecular function: G protein-coupled receptor activity. The transcript has 7 exons. Bases 69 to 2174 code for a protein of 701 amino acids. Gene Ontology annotation, biological process: G protein-coupled receptor signaling pathway; cell surface receptor signaling pathway. The record is from RefSeq and is a predicted model, not a curated record.